ACACACUCACUGCUCUCCCUCGUUGUGCAGUCCAUCUGCCUCUUGCUGCUGCUGUAUUGCCAAGAUGUCGCUUUCUAACAAGCUGACUUUGGACAAGCUGGACAUGAAGGGGAAGCAGGUCAUCAAGAGAAUGGACUUCAAUGUUUCUAUGAAGAACAAUCAGAUAACGAACAACCAGAGGAUCAAGGCUGCCAUCCCAAGCAUCAAAUACUGCUUGGACAAUGGAGCCAAGUCUGUUGUUCUCAUGAGCCACCUGGGCCGGCCUGAUGGCGUCCCCAUGCCUGACAAGUACUCCUUGGGGUCAUUUGCUGUAGAGCUGAAAUCUCUGCUGGUCAAGGAUGUCUUGUUCUUGAAGGACUGCGUGGGCCCGGAAGUGGAGAAAGCUUGUGCUGACCCAGCUGCCAAGUCUGUCAUCUUUCUGGAGAACCUUCGCUUUCAUGUGGAGGAGGAAGGGAAGGGAAAAGCCGCUUCUGGGAACAAGGUUAAAGCCUAUCCAGCUAAAAUAGAAGCUUUCCAAGCCUCCCUUUCCAAGCUAGGGGAUGUGUAUGUCAACAAUGCAUUUGGCACUGCUCACCAAGCCCACAGCUCCAUGGUGGGAGUCAAUCUGCCGCACAAAGCCGGAGGGUUUUUGAUGAAGAAGGAGCUGAACUACUUUGUGAAGGCCUUGGAAAGCCUUGAGCGACCCUUCCUGGCCAUCCUGGGCAGAGCUAAAGUUGCAGACAAGAUCCAGCUCAUCAAUAACAUGUUAGACAAAGUCAAUGAGACGAUUAUUGGUGGUGGAAUGGGUUUUACCUUCCUCAAGGUGCUCAAUAACAUGGAGACUGGCACUUCUCUGUUCGACGAAGAGGGAGCCAAGAUUGUCAAGGAUCUGAUGGCCAAAGCUGAGAAGAACAGUGUGAAGAUUACCCUGCCGGUUGACUUCGUCACUGCUGGCAAGUUUGAUGAGAAUGCCAAGACUGGCCAAGCCACUGUGGCCUCUGGUAUACCUGCUGGCUGGAUGGGCUUGGACUGUGGGCCUGAGAGCAGCAAGAAGUAUGCCGACGCUGUCGCAAGGGCCAAGCAGAUUGUGUGGAAUGGACCUGUGGGCAUAUUUGAAUGGGAAGUUUUCGCCCGAGGGACCAAGGCCCUCAUGAAGGAGGUGGUGAAAGCCACUUCCAGGGGCUGCAUCACCAUCAUAGGUGGUGGAGACACUGCCACUUGCUGUGCCAAAUGGAACACAGAGGACAAAGUCAGCCAUGUGAGCACCGGGGGUGGUGCCAGCUUGGAGCUCCUGGAAGGUAAAGUUCUUCCUGGGGUGGAUGCUCUCAGCAAUGUUUAGGAUUUUUCCCA
Molecule: messenger RNA, 1329 nt
Organism: Phyllostomus discolor (pale spear-nosed bat)
Lineage: Eukaryota; Metazoa; Chordata; Mammalia; Chiroptera; Phyllostomidae
Product: phosphoglycerate kinase 1-like
Biological process (GO): gluconeogenesis; glycolytic process
Cellular component (GO): cytosol
Molecular function (GO): ADP binding; ATP binding; phosphoglycerate kinase activity
Source: RefSeq, a predicted model, not a curated record